AUACCUUACAUGGAACUUUGGCUAUUGGUCAGCACAAGGUAUUAAAGGACCUACUCCAUUUCCCAUAAUUGGCACCUUUUGGCUGUCAGUAUCUAAGGGUAUAGUAGAGGGAGAUAGGAUAUUGUAUGAACGUUAUAAGAAAGACAAAGUAUAUGGCUUAUUUGAUGGAAGCACUCCUAAUCUAGCUAUUGUUGAUGGAGAUCUUCUUAAAACUGUUUUGGUCAAAGAAUUCUCCAGCUUCCAAAAUAGAAGACAAUUGCCCCCAGUGUUUGGAAAAGCUGUUGAAAAAAUGUUAACAAAUUUGGUUGAUGAUGAGUGGAAAAAGACAAGGAAUGUUAUGAGCCAGACUUUCACUAGUGGAAAGAUUAAACGGAUGAUGGAUGGUUUAAACACGUAUAACAAUAUUCUCUUGGAAAAGAUGGGAGAGAGAGCAGACGCAGAUGAGAUGUUUGAAUUCAAAGAUUUAGUGGGAAAAUGUACGUUGGACAUGGUGGCAG
Owenia fusiformis is the source of this 497-nucleotide messenger RNA. Lineage: Eukaryota; Metazoa; Annelida; Polychaeta; Sabellida; Oweniidae. The record is from the annotation of a GenBank genome assembly.